CGCUGCCAUAGGGUCAGGAUUAAGCGCGAUCUUUGAUAACCUACACGAGCAGCACAGAAGAAGGAAGUAUUCAAAAAGAGAAGGCAAACGACUGGUUAAGUGCGAAUUGUGAAGGGGACAAGAGAAGAGAGAAGCGGAGAGAGAUGCUUUCGCGGACGGAAGAUUCGCCUUUGUAUACGGUCUAUCUACGAUUCCCGUUUCCGAGAGAAGGAUUCGUCGAGCCCAGUCCGGUGGACUGGAAUGCCGAGAAAGAACAAGAACUGUGGACGAUUCUCUCGCGGUCCAACAAACGCGCGGAAAUCAAAUGGCCUCAACUAGCUGAAUACUUUAAAGCCUCGAUCCCGUUUCUCCUGCAACAAGCUGCGUGGCUGUAUGAGCGCGAGCUGCAGCAGGUGAGGGAGGAGAUGCAGCGCGUUACUGCGCACAGUGCGUUGUUUCUUGAUCAAUCUACACAGUCACUACAUUCUCGCGAAGGAGGAGCUACGCUGACGUCAGACGACGUGAGGCGAGUACAAGGGUCAGCAGUAAACAGAACAUACACAGAUCGGUACAGCGACGAAACACGGUCUAUUGAUUCGCGACAUUCAGGCGAGGAUCGCAAGGAGGAGUAUCAGCAGCAGCAAAACAAGAUGAAGCAACAACACCAGCAACAACUACACCAACAGCAGCAGCAGCAGCAACCACUCCAAGACCCGCUCUACGACCGACGACAGCAUUCCCGAACUGCGUAUAUCCAAUCUAGCUUCAAUCGCCAACCCACCCCCACGCAGCGGCAACGCGCCUCCCCGCAACUCUCCUCGGCGUACAACCCCCCGCCCCCGCCGCCCGGCGCGUCCUACAACCCCGAGACGGGGCAGCCGAUCUACCGCGACGCCUCGUCGUCGUCCAAGACCGCGCAGAAUAGCACGGGGAGCUCGUUUAGCGACUUGUCGGACGCGAGCAUGAGUCGCUCGGCGCUCGAAGAGGCGCUGUUGAGUGAUAUUAAUAGGAACGGGGGAGGUUCAGGGGCGGGCGCGGCAGGUGGCGGGGGGGUGAGUAAGAUGUCGAUGAUCUCGGGGGUGUUGAGAAGUCGAUACUUUGAUCCUCGGUAGGAGAAGAGAUAAUUA
Myxozyma melibiosi is the source of this 1106-nucleotide messenger RNA. RefSeq lists its product as uncharacterized. The transcript has 6 exons. Lineage: Eukaryota; Fungi; Ascomycota; Lipomycetes; Lipomycetales; Lipomycetaceae. Gene Ontology annotation, biological process: autophagosome assembly. Gene Ontology annotation, cellular component: phagophore assembly site. The record is from RefSeq and is a predicted model, not a curated record. Bases 144 to 1091 code for a protein of 315 amino acids.